AUGAUUUUUUUUAAAAGCAAACAUUACACUUAUGGAAAUUUAUCAAUUAAACUAACGUUCAGGAUAAUGUCUAUUGAAAUGCAUAAAACCAAAAUAUUAUUUGUUUGCCUUGGUAAUAUUUGCCGUUCUCCCAUGGCAGCGUGCGUUUUUAGGCAUUUGGCUAAGGAAAAAGGAGUUGAGAAUCAAUGGGUGGUGCACAGUGCUGGAAUUGGAAGUUGGUACGUUGGAGGAUCGGGAGAUAACAGAAUGUUAAUGACGUUAAAAAAACAUAAAGUCGAAGCUGAACAUAGGGUUAGACAAGUUAGAGAAUCUGAUUUUCACGAAUUUGAUAUUAUUUUCGGAAUGGAUGAAGAGAAUGUGAAAACAUUAAAACAAAUGGCUCCUCCUUCUUGUAAAGCUAAAAUUGAACUUUUCGGUAUUCACGAUCCAGAAGGUGAAAGAAUAAUCAGAGAUCCAUAUUAUGAUUCCGAUCUUAAAGGUUUCGAAAAAGUUUACGAACAAUGUGUAAGAUGUUCUAAAGCUCUUUUAGAAUCUUAUCAUAAAUAA
This is a messenger RNA of Pediculus humanus corporis (human body louse), 546 nucleotides long. Its product is annotated as Low molecular weight phosphotyrosine protein phosphatase, putative. Gene Ontology annotation, molecular function: non-membrane spanning protein tyrosine phosphatase activity; acid phosphatase activity. The record is from RefSeq and is a predicted model, not a curated record. Gene Ontology annotation, biological process: protein dephosphorylation. The transcript has 3 exons. NCBI's taxonomy places the organism in Eukaryota, Metazoa, Arthropoda, Insecta, Psocodea, Pediculidae. Gene Ontology annotation, cellular component: cytoplasm. Bases 1 to 546 code for a protein of 181 amino acids.